UACAACGCGUGAAUUACAUCUUGUUACUCCGUAAAUCCUCCUGAACAGAAACCAUUUCGAGUCUGAAGCAAUUUGUGAGAUGAGCCUUACAUGAACCCACCACCGCGUCGAGUUGCGCCCUGUGUUUAGGAUAUACCAGCAACCGAAGCUUUGCCUGAGAGCAAUAAUGAUAUCAACAUUGAUCCAUUCACCUUAGGUACGAAACGUAUUCAUUCGAAAUGGCGACUCCGACAGCAAGCAAGCACGCGCCCACACAGGUGGUCGCGACUCCCCCAGUAUCGACACCCUUUUCAGCCUCGAACCAUCAUCCAGCCUUCUCCCCCCACGGCCCGCGCUCUGUUGUCCCCUCACCUCAGCAGUUCAAAAAAUCCCCUGCGAAUUCGAAUACAUUAUAUGGGUACCCCAGUGGAAGUGGAGGCGGACAUCCUACGACCUCCUCUUUUGGGGGCUACGACAGUCCUUCUGCCGCAUUGGCUCUGGGUGGGGUGCCAGGUCUAGCUGAGUUGGGGCUUGAUGGGAUGAGUGCGCCGGGUAUGGGAGGUCUAGGCGGGCCUGGAAGAGGAGACGAGGAUGACAGGAAGAGGAGAUUGCAGCAGGUUUUGGAGAUCUUGAAGACGAAUAAAGGACGCCUGAGCGAAGCUGGCAUUGAGAGAUUGGCUCGGAGGGUCGGAUUGGACUGUGUAUGGGAGGAUCAUAUGGGAAGUGGCGGCAGUACGAGGACACUGAUCAUUGCGGGUUCGGCAUUGGCUCUCGACAUCGACUUCUCGAAUAAUGUGGUCAAGAAGGUGUCCUUGUCGUUCCCCGAAUCUGCAGAGAUUGUCACAAGGCAUACGCAAAAGGCGGGAGAUAUUCUUCUACGGGAUCUGCAGUUUGGCCCGAACGAGAGCCCGUUGACGAAGAUGCUGGAUAGAUUCGCCGCGAAUUUGGAAAGGUUGGCUACGCUGGACAAACUGAGUGUUAUACCAGGUUUAAAUUGCCACGAAGCCAUCGCGGGAAUCUACGAGAGUCUUGAGAGAUUACAUAAAUGGGAGGUUGCACGGUUGAAGGAGCAAGACAAUAUGGCAGACAAAGACGAUGAGUAUAUUGGUAGGACAGCAAUGUGUAAGAGGAGUGGGAAACCGAUCAUGCAUACAAGAGACAGGCUUGGAUUAAGCAUCGAUUACUGGCAAGAGCGGCAUCAAAUCAAGUCCAAGAGCCUAAGCAGAGACAAGGAAAAGACCUGGGCCCUCUUGAUUGAGUGUGCUUCAUUGCCUGCUUUAGUUUACACCCCUAUUCGAGUAUCCGAAAAGUGGAUAUCUCCGGAGAUACUCAAGGCAGAUCCAGCGGCUGAGGAUCUGUUACUGACGGCAGAGGAUGGCCCGGUAUUGGAUUGGCUCCAACCAGAGAACACCAUGCUUCCCUCAACAGAGCCCCCUAAGGCCGAUGCAAUGGAGGGAAUAGAUCAAGCGUCAGGCCAGAAGUUUCCCGAGGUCAUGUUCAUCGCCAAAUUUGAUCCGCCUUUAAUCGUACCUUAUGGGGUGGCAAUGCAAAUCUACGGUUCUGUCAACGCACCUUUGGACAUGUAUCAAACGAGCACUUUUGAUGGGCUCAUGUUUCCCCCUGGACCAGAAGAUAAGUCUGAGCCGGGGGAGGCUCGGAUGAUCAAGCAGCAGACGACAGUUUCAGUUUUUGAUGAAAACGGAGAGAAAUCGACAAAGAUACACAAGAACACUCUAUUCAUCGACAAGAUCGACUAUGGACGAACAUUAACAGAGCUCCCCUUUUCUCAUCCAAGGCAACUGGUGGAGAUGCUACCUCGUCUUCGACAGUAUGCUUUCUUAUCGACCCUACUCAGAAAUAGCUUCAACCCCGAAAAGGCCAUCCCCGAGGAAGAGAAGAAGUCUCCUGGAAAGACUAAAAUGGACAAAUUUGCGGAAUUCAUGUCCCCAGCUUCGGCUGAAGAAAUAUCAACGCUUCCUCUUGACGUGUCCUUGACAACUCAACCCCUUAGUCUGAAACUCGUGUUUCCUUUCAAGGAUCGAACGGCCAAUGUAAGGUUUGAUAUAAAUCUCAAUGGGGCGGUGGAUGUCAAAGAGCAGAAUUUGCUUGAUGAAGAUGCGAUGGACGAUGGCAAGAGGUUAACAGUGGCUGACUUGGGGAGAAUGCUGGAGAUAGCAGAGGACUUGGGUAUAUGGGCUGAGUUUGUCAGGAGGCGUUUAGGGUAAUGUGUGGUUGUGAUACCCAGAGAUUAGUUGUCUCAAGCUCAAGGAACGGGCAAAUAGGAAGCUGCUUCUUAACGUGGUCAGCUAAGCCUCCUACCAUAGGUCUAGUCUCUAUCUUAUGUUACUCAAAAAUACUAUAUCCCUCCGAC
Amorphotheca resinae ATCC 22711 is the source of this 2350-nucleotide messenger RNA. RefSeq lists its product as hypothetical. Gene Ontology annotation, biological process: regulation of transcription by RNA polymerase II. The record is from RefSeq and is a predicted model, not a curated record. Gene Ontology annotation, molecular function: transcription coregulator activity. The coding region runs from base 219 to 2204 and encodes 661 amino acids. Gene Ontology annotation, cellular component: mediator complex. NCBI's taxonomy places the organism in Eukaryota, Fungi, Ascomycota, Leotiomycetes, Helotiales, Amorphothecaceae. The transcript is spliced from 2 exons.